GUCGGAUACUCCCACGAGUUCUAGGGAAUUCAAUUGAGCUCAAUACUUUUCACCAAGUGCCUCCAAGAUGAGAGCAUUCAGUAAGUUCGCCAUCUGCGCGCUUCCCCUGUUAUCGCUCGUCGCCGCACAGCAACCCAUUCUACCCCCAUGUCGUCAGAAAUUCACAACAAACAUCUGGACCAGUUGCGCCGACGUAGUAUCUCAAUUCCAGCUCAGUGUCGCCAAUUUCUUGUACGCAAAUCCUCAACUCGGAGCGGGAUGUAGCGGCUUCAAGCCUGGGGAGACAUACUGUGUUAGUCGCCCAUCAAACCAGCGACCAAUUUCGAUGGACGGAAAUUGUGGCAUCCAAAACAGAACCGCUGCAACCUGCGUGGGCAGCUCCUUUGGUAGCUGCUGUAAUGCCUCAGGACGAUGCGGCAACGGAGAGUCAUUUUGCGGCAAAGGCAACUGUCAAGACGGCCUCUGCGAUGGCGGUCGAUAUUCCCUGGAUGGCAAAUGCGGGCGAGAUUUCGACUACCUCCCAUGUCCGCCAAAGUUUGGCCUUUGUUGCGGAGGAAACGGACAAUGCGGUAACGCCACUGCUUUCUGCACAACACCGGGCUGUCAAAGUGGUCCUUGUCUCGGCGCGUCGUCGACAGUAUCCUCUUCUGCAACGCCAACUCCGACUAUGAAACCAGGAGGUGUCAGUCCGGAUGGUACAUGCGGAUACAAUAAGGCUUUCACAUGUAAAAGCUCAACGUUCGGUGGCUGUUGUUCUGCCGCAGGAUACUGUGGAAAUACGGAAUAUGAGUGCUCUUCGUAUCUUGGUUGCCAGUCAAAAUUUGGUCAGUGCACCUGA
Boeremia exigua is the source of this 838-nucleotide messenger RNA. RefSeq lists its product as uncharacterized. Lineage: Eukaryota; Fungi; Ascomycota; Dothideomycetes; Pleosporales; Didymellaceae. The record is from RefSeq and is a predicted model, not a curated record. The transcript is spliced from 6 exons. Bases 68 to 838 code for a protein of 256 amino acids. Gene Ontology annotation, molecular function: chitin binding.